This is a messenger RNA of Branchiostoma belcheri (Belcher's lancelet), 942 nucleotides long. Its product is annotated as N(G),N(G)-dimethylarginine dimethylaminohydrolase 1-like. NCBI's taxonomy places the organism in Eukaryota, Metazoa, Chordata, Leptocardii, Amphioxiformes, Branchiostomatidae. The record is from RefSeq and is a predicted model, not a curated record. Bases 14 to 847 code for a protein of 277 amino acids. The transcript is spliced from 5 exons. Gene Ontology annotation, biological process: positive regulation of nitric oxide biosynthetic process; arginine metabolic process. Gene Ontology annotation, molecular function: amino acid binding; dimethylargininase activity.
CAUACUAAAACCGAUGGCGGAAGGCCACAGCCUACCACAGUAUUCCAGGGCCAUAGUCCGUCAGAUUCCUGACUCCAUACGGGACCAUUCCGAGGCCUUUAAAUGGAAGCAAAGACGAACAAAGGACAUAAUAGACCUCAGCAAAGCCCGAGAAGAGCACGGGCGGUACACGCAAACCCUGCGGGACCUGGGGCUGGAGGUGACCGUCCUACCGGCGGACGAGUCCACUCCGGACUGCCCGUUCGUGGAGGACACCUGUGUGGUGGUCGGGAACAGAGCGCUGGUGACCAGGCCCGCAGACAAGACACGCCGGAAAGAAGUCGACUGUGUCGGAAAGCUUUUGACAGAUCUGGGUCUGGAGAUAAACAGGAUUCAAGAUAAGGGAGCAACACUGGAAGGAGGUGACGUCAUAUUCACAGGAAAAGAAUUUUUCGUGGGUGCCUCCACACAGUCGAACAAAGCCGGUCGGAAAAUCCUAGCGGAAACCUUCCCAGAGUACCCCGUGAUCUCCAUCCCGGUAGAGCCGCCAGAGUUCCACCUGAAAGGCGUGGUCUGCUGCGCCGGACCGGGGGUUAUCGCUAUAGGGGACCAUAAGGAGGGAAGGAAGGCUUGGGAGAUCAUACGUAAAACCAGCAAAUACACCUAUGAGCCUGUCUGGAUUCCGGACUAUCUGGGUCUGAACUGUAUCCAUGUGAACGGGACCGUUCUCCACUGUAGGGAGGACGAGUGGCCAAACAGCUCUAAGGUUUUUGCGGAGAAGCUGGCGAGGUUCCGGCGUAUCGAGCUGUCUGUCGGGGAGCUGAAGAAGGUGGAUGCCGCCAUGUCGUGCUGCUCUCUUCUCUUCUAAAUAUUUACCAUAUAUCUACCAUAGAUUGUCCUUUAUAUGACAGUGAUAGAUGCAUACUUUUCGGACAUGUUUUAAGUAAAUUUCCCCACUUCGGA